AUGGAGAUAAUUACGCAAACAGAUCCUGGUAUCCAAUGCAUGUAUAAAAGCCCAGCCAAACUCUAUGAGGCACCUCAUCUUCGACCAGGACACGCUUUCGGAGUUCCCGGCAAUGCUUACGAGUCCUGUGGCGAUAACCGCGGCCCACUCAUGGACGACAACACUCGCUAUAAGAUCCUAUAUUACCACGAAGGAACUCGAAAUGUACUUGCUCUAGGGAGAGUCGCCAGGUUUCAAACUGGCUUCCUUCCACCCGCAAAAAAUUUAUUCAAACUGAGAUGGAACUGCGAUCUUGAAGCAGAGGCGAGGAAAUUGACCACAAGGCUCGGCACUGUACCAGAAGUAGAUGACCCCAGGCCAAUCAAGAAGAGAGAGCGAAAGUACGACUUCAUAAGCAAAUCAAUCGACGAAUGGCUCCUGCCAACGGAGAGUUAUCCCAUAGAUGGUGUCAAGUACAAUGUGAGCUUGUAUGGCAGCAGCAAUCUGUACACUUUCGCCAAUAUGGCCUAUGAUAAGAUUUACGAAGUCGGCUGCAAUUAUGAAGAGUGCCCCAACGGAAAUGACAUCAGAGCUUCGCUUAUUUGUAUCUACAAUAAAAAGGUUCCUGACUACGCACCUCUGUACGAAGUGGGAGACAAGGACCCAGAUCAGGCGGGCUGUAACAAGGAUGAUAACGUCUGUCAGCAUCUGAACCUUCCGAAAGCCACAUGCGAUGACCUCCUCUGCAAACUACCCAAUGUGGUUUCGAGUUUCCUCUAA
Molecule: messenger RNA, 759 nt
Organism: Cooperia oncophora
Lineage: Eukaryota; Metazoa; Nematoda; Chromadorea; Rhabditida; Trichostrongylidae
Source: the annotation of a GenBank genome assembly